This is a messenger RNA of Dicentrarchus labrax (European seabass), 3419 nucleotides long. It is a transcript of the gene prima1, whose product is annotated as proline rich membrane anchor 1. The coding region runs from base 656 to 1312 and encodes 218 amino acids. The record is from RefSeq and is a predicted model, not a curated record. Lineage: Eukaryota; Metazoa; Chordata; Actinopteri; Moronidae. The transcript is spliced from 4 exons.
UCUGUGGGCUUUAUACUUUCUGCCUGGACCACUAUAAAAAAAAACACACACACACAAACAUAAACAAAACAAACAAAUCCCAGCUGACAUUAACGACGCCUUCCUAACCACGUCCCCUUCCCCACUGUGUCUUUUUUUUUUUUUUUUUUUAAAGAGGGAGGAGGACUUUUUUGAGGAGCGGAGGGUGAAUUUGUUUGAGCACACGCUGUCAGGAUUGAGCUGAUGUGAGCGCUGCAUCAAGUGCGCGGCGGUGAUGCUCCGGUAUAAAACAGCCCGCUGUAUUUUGGCACAGAGGGGGAUGCAUCAGUUUAACCCUCGGCUCUGCCCUCCGGACUCGCCCAUACAGUAUUCAGCCUAGAUAAGUUGAGGGGAUGUGUGAACCUAUUGCGAGGAAUCCUGCCGCGCCAUAUUCCUGAGGAUCUCUCUCUGUUCGCUUUUUUUUUUUUCUUCAACUUCGAUGGCUUGAGUGGCCCAUUUGCACUCAUGCUCGCAGCCGAGGAGGGAUGUAAGGUACGGGCCAUCUACCGCCCUCACAUUGCACGGAGUACUAGCGGCGUGAUUCAGGUCGCUAUCUGAGUGCCAAUAAGAAAAAAAACUACUUUCGAGAUGUGAAUUAUCGAGAUUUGUAUACUCAUUCCACCGGCUCGCCUGUCCUAUGCUAUCGACAACGGGAUUUCAAGAGGAAAAUGAUUGUGGCAUAAACUAUUUCUGGAGACGCUUGUCACAGAUAUCGCCGCUCAACUGGACAGGGUGGAUGGUUAUUUCCCAAACUGUUCAAGCCUAUGUAUACUGCAUUCAUUUGUUGGAAACGUUGCCUAGUAUCUUCGAGAACAGCGCAAGAGGAAUGCUGGUCCAAGAUCUAAUGCCAUUUACUUUAAGUUUUUGGCCUUUUUUCUUCGGUCAUUGCCUUCUUUCACUGUUUUUACUCUCAUGCCAGGGAGAGCUCCAGAGGUCAUGCUCACGGACGGUGGCGGAGAAAGUUAGUGAACAAUGCCAGCUGGCAUGCCACUGUCGAAGAUACCCUCCUCUUCCUCCUCCGCCGCCUCCACCACCUCCCCCACGGCUACUGGGCACCACAGUGGUAGAGCCCAUAGUGCCCUUGUUGCGGCCAUGGUGGAUGGAGAUGGACAUUAUAGUGCUUGGAACGGUGGGCUGUGCCUCGGUUGUCUUCCUCCUCUCAGCCAUCAUCAUCUGCUACAAGGCCAUCAAGAGGAAACCACUACGAAAAGAAGAGAACGGGACAAGUCGUGGGGAAUAUGCCAUGAGCAUCCGUAACAAGAAGGCCAUGGGUACGAACAACACUGUGGUAUAGACUGUCUCCUGGUAGACACAGGAAGUGACAUCACAAUUACCGUCUCACCCCCCCCACCCACCCACCCACCCCAAAUACAACAACAAUCCCCAUUCACCCAGAAUGCAACUGGGUUUUACCCAAGAUUUUCGAAUAGGUAAAUCUUUCCUCUUUGCUUGGCAUGUUGCCCGGACUGAAGACACCAUUCAGCUCCAGAGGAGCUGUAAAAGAUGGAAGGGAAAAAAAUCAAGGCAGAAAGGACGGAGAGAAAAAUCCACAAACCCCCAUGGUGUUGAAAGUGGCACAGCAGGCUGAACAUUAGGCUCUUAGUAACAGCAAGUGUUGCUGACAGGCUGGUUGGCUGCUGGCUGGAGAGGGACUGUCUGCCAGUCUGCGGCAGAUCCAGACCUCACACACUGUUGACAUCUGCAAUGGAACAACAGACAAUACAGCAGCCCUGCAGUCCCAUGGGUGGCCAGACAGGACAGCCCCAUCACACACAAUAAAUAACGUGCAUGCAGUUUUUACAGAGAAUGCAACAUUUUUUUAUAUUCUAAUUACACACUGUCCAUCUUUUGUUCUCCAUUUUUGAGACAGAUGCUUUGUGAGAGGCAUGAUGUUACUGUCGGUCCUGGCUCUGAGAUGUGGAUUCAUCUGACUAUGCAAUUUAAAGAAAUCCAUAUAAAAAAAAGAGGAGGAGAGCAACAACAUCAACAGGGGACUGGUUAUUUUACCAUGCCAAAAAUGCCACCGAAGACCUAGGCUCAAUGUAAUAUACUUCAGUCAUUCAUCAAUUUAUUUCCUCUAUUUAUUUACUUAUCUAUCUUUGAAUUUAUUUUUCUACUUAAAAGAAAAAAAACUGUCUUGUAAGUUACUCACAUCUUUACAACUCUUGAACAUCUUGAUGAAUUCAUUUUAUUUCUUGAUAGCUCUGUUUUUUAAGUGAAUCAUUUAUAAACCAUAUAAUUCAUUUGUGAUGCUCCAAUGCUUUAAGCCUGCUGUCAGUUUGUUGAGACACUGAUGCAGAAAACACGCUUCACUGCAAAGAGUUUUGGUAUCAGUUGUUUUGUCUCUGGAUGUUUGAUAUGCUUUUCUCUGUUUCCCUGAGACUUUGGCUAAAAAUCCAGGGGUCUCUAUGAUGUGCUAUGUGAAUGUGUGUUUUCCAAACAUUAUUUCUGUGCUGCAUCAUAUGCCAGCCCCCAUUUUAGAUUUGUUAAUUCAUUGCCCACGCCACCCUAAAGUUAAACCUGAUAUUACAAGUAAUUUGGUUAAAUCUUGUUGUUUCAGAGUCUUGGGGUCAGCUAGAUGCCUUCAGCCGUGUUUUGUUUGGGUUUGACAAUCUUCAUUUUUCUAUCUGUCAUGACGGGCUUAGCCCAUCGCUAUAGAAACAGGGGACAUGAGCCCAGGGCUGACCUUGUGACUGGUGAGAGACAGGAGACUUAGCCAAUAGCCAGAGAUCAGGUUGCACAGAGGAUGGCCUCAGUAGGGAUGUGUGUGACUCAGUGCUGUCACAGGCAUCCUCCACAUCCCCACUGGAAAAACAUAACUGAGCUGAACUGGAGCAUCACUCAACGCUGCUCUGCUCUGCUGCUUUUUUUUUUUUUUUACAUUAAAUCUGCGUGUGUCUGUGCGUGCAUGUGUGUGAGUGUGUGUUUGUCUGUCUGUCUGUGAGUGUGCAUGCAGAUGAGUGUACUCAGUGAGAGUGGGCUGUACUCUGUGGCUGUCAGUUAAGUAUAGAUAUUGGCUAAACUGUGGAAAUUUGGAAAAACACAUGCUUGCAUCAAAACAUGCACAGGUUAUUAGCUUAACAGUAUACCCCACCAUGUACUUAUAUGAGAGAACUGAUGGAUGCAUGAAUGUAAAUAUUGAUAUUUAAAUAUCUGCCUUCUGGACUGUUAAUUAAUGUACAGUGUAACAGAACAUAUGUUUAUACAUAGUAAAACAAUGUGCUACCAUUUAGAAUUAUGUCAAUGUUGUCAUGUUGAUGGAGCAAGCCAUUAAUGUAUAUAUGGCAAUCAAUAGUACAUACACAAUUUAUGCAUUAUACCAAACAGAUAGAAAGAUGUGCAUAAGUUGAUUUCAUUGCUGAGUUUUUCAGUUGUAAAUAAAACUGUACAUAACAACAGAA